GGUCUGUAGUGACUCCUCUACCACUGAGAUGCAGUACCUCAGACCGCUGAACCAGGGUCUGUAGUGACUCCUCACCACUGAGAUGCAGUACCUCAGACCGCUGAACCAGGGUCUGUAGUGACUCCUCACCACUGAGAUGCAGUGCCUCAGACCGCUGAACCAGGGUCUGUAGUGACUCCUCUACCACUGAGAUGCAGUACCUCAGACCGCUGAACCAGGGUCUGUAGUGACUCCUCACCACUGAGAUGCAGUACCUCAGACCGCUGAACCAGGGUCUGUAGUGACUCCUCACCACUGAGAUGCAGUACCUCAGACCGCUGAACCAGGGUCUGUAGUGACUCCUCUAGCACUGAGAUGCAGUACCUCAGACCGCUGAACCAGGGUCUGUAGUGACUCCUCACCACUGAGAUGCAGUACCUCAGACCGCUGAACCAGGGUCUGUAGUGACUCCUCACCACUGAGAUGCAGUACCUCAGACCGCUGAACCAGGGUCUGUAGUGACUCCUCACCACUGAGAUGCAGUACCUCAGACCGCUGAACCAGGGUCUGUAGUGACUCCUCACCACUGAGAUGCAGUACCUCAGACCGCUGAACCAGGGUCUGUAGUGACUCCUCACCACUGAGAUGCAGUACCUCAGACCGCUGAACCAGGGUCUGUAGUGACUCCUCUAGCACUGAGAUGCAGUGCCUCAGACCGCUCGGGAGCCCUGAGUUAAAGAGGUAAAUGUUAUAACUGGCACAGAAAUACGAACGCAUAGACGCCAAGAGUCUACUUGGCAGACAGGGACGAAGAAGAAAGAGAAGAACAUAUGAUAAAGAAGAUGUUAAAUGAGCUCUGAUGGAGGUUUAGUGUACAGCUGAACUACUCUGACAGAGAGUAGUACACUGCAGACUUGUCUUAGUAGUAGAUGUGUACUUUAGGGAGGGGUGGAGGGAUGGAGGGAGUCAUCGAGAGAGGAGAGAACGGGAGGAUGAGUUAUCAUCAGCGAGGAGGGGGAAAAGACAGGGAGGGAGGUGGAGGCAAGCAAUCUACGUUUAGGAGAGAGAGCGGCUGAGUAAAGUUUCUUACCCCGUUUCAACAUUUUUCUCGCGCACAGCUGGUCCUCAACACCAAUACAUUCGCGAGCAUCGCCAGCAGGAACUCAAGGUGUGGUCAUCAUGUUGGGGGUGUGUCUGUCCGUCCUAUUGCUCCUACCCCUGGCCUCGUUUAUCCCCUCCCCCUCCAGACCUCCCCCAAGAGGGAAUCCACUCUCUGUAUGCAGACGAUGCUGCGACCCCCUGCAGCCCCCAGAAUCCUCUGCUGCACGCCCUGCCAACCACGCCGCCGCCAUGCCAGAGGUCCACACCUACAUCAACAUGACCAUACUCAAAGGUGAUAAAGGCGACAGAGGAGAUAAAGGCAUGCCAGGGAAAAACGGUAAAGAAGGUCCCCAUGGUUACCGGGGUCCCAUGGGUCCUCAAGGGACUAAGGGCCAAGCGGGCGCCCCGGGAGAUGCCUGUAAGUCGCAGCACUCCUCCUUCUCUGUAGGGAGACGUAAAUCCCUCCACAGUAUAGACUACUACCAGGCCCUGGUGUUUGACACGGUGUUCGUCAACCUCUACGAGCACUUCAACAUGUUCAAAGGUAAAUUCUACUGCUUCGUCCCAGGUAUCUACUUCUUCAACGUGAACAUUCACACGUGGAACUUCAAGGAGACCUACCUCCACCUGAUGCACAACGACAAGGAGCAGGUGAUCCUGUACGCCCAGCCCAGUGAGAGGUCCAUCAUGCAGAGUCAGAGUGUUAUGAUGGACCUGGCGCUGAACGACGAGGUCUGGGUCAGGCUCUACAAGAGGGAGAGGGAGAACGCCGUCUAUAGUGAUGACGUGGAUGUCUAUAUUACCUUUAAUGGAUACCUGGUGGCGCCUAGUGUCCAGUGAUCAGGGUGGAGGAAGAGGGGGAGGAAACUGUGUUGGAUUUAGGUUGUUUUAUCAUGCCUAAAGUUCAGUGAUGAAAAAGGAGGAAAGAAGAGAGGGAACUUGCGCCGGUGUUGGAUUUUAGAUUUUGCUUGUGCCUAUAUUGCCUUCAGUGCUCACCAAAUUCAAAUGAAAUCUGGUUUGAUUUUGGUUGUCCCUUUGCAGUGCCUUCAGUGCUCACCAAAUGGAAACUCUGGGUUGAUUUUGAUUGUUCCUUUGUGGUGCUUUCAGUGCUCACCAAAUGUAAACUCUGUGUUAGAUUUUGUUUGUCCUUCCGUUGUGCCUAAAGCAGCCAAUGAUACAAAUGACCUGCACACACGUUUUCCUCUGCCUUACGAUGUAUUCCUCUCAGGUACUUUGAAUGGGGAGGGUUGUGGGCUGCAUCACUAUGCAGUGUUGUGGAGUCCCAGGCCCAGUGUUGUGUAGUCCUAGUCCCACCAAAAGACAUAUUUUAAAUGUCUUUUCAGUGUCUUUUCAACAUCUUUUGAUCAUAGGCUGGUUUUGGGACUAGACUUCAAUGGACCCUGCAUUGAACUGUUGCUAUGGUGACCUCGAGGAAAGCUUUAAAAGUGGAAAAGGAGAAAAUGCCAGCCAUAUCAAAUGAAAAUAUAGAGAUUGUUGAGUAAGUAAUGCAAGAUUGUAUUGAUAUAUAUAUUAAUAACUCAGUGUUAUGUGUUUUUAUAGAGAUUUACUUUCAGCUGCAGAGCAGCUUGUAACAUGUAAAUAUUUGUAUAGAUUUUUGUUACCUAAAACGUUUUGUCACUA
Messenger RNA from Salvelinus fontinalis (brook trout), 2721 nucleotides. RefSeq names its product complement C1q tumor necrosis factor-related protein 1-like. The coding region runs from base 1159 to 1920 and encodes 253 amino acids. Lineage: Eukaryota; Metazoa; Chordata; Actinopteri; Salmoniformes; Salmonidae. The record is from RefSeq and is a predicted model, not a curated record. The transcript is spliced from 4 exons. Gene Ontology annotation, molecular function: protein binding.